Molecule: messenger RNA, 8670 nt
Organism: Nymphalis io (European peacock)
Lineage: Eukaryota; Metazoa; Arthropoda; Insecta; Lepidoptera; Nymphalidae
Gene: STUB1
Product: E3 ubiquitin-protein ligase CHIP
Exons: 7
Coding region: 143-1006 (287 amino acids)
Biological process (GO): cellular response to misfolded protein; protein quality control for misfolded or incompletely synthesized proteins; positive regulation of proteolysis
Cellular component (GO): cytoplasm; Z disc
Molecular function (GO): protein-folding chaperone binding; ubiquitin protein ligase activity
Source: RefSeq, a predicted model, not a curated record
CGAACGUUUUGCUUUCGAGAAAAAUAUUUUCAUAUUUUUUCUUUCGCGUAAUAGACGGGAUUUAGAAAAUCCGCUUAAAUUGUGUUAUGAUGAGAUCUGUUCUUUAAUUUAUGUAAAGAAGUGUAUGAAAUAAACUGUAACAAUGAGUAAGCAUAUGUAUUCCACUGCUAACUUAACCGAUAAGGAGCUGAAAGAACAAGGAAACAGAUUGUUCAGCUUACGUAGAUUUGAAGAUGCUAUGAACUGCUAUACCAAGGCCAUCAUAAAAAAUCCUUCAGUAUCAACAUACUAUACAAAUAGAGCACUAUGCCAUUUGAAAAUGAAGAGGUGGGAGGCUACAUGCCAAGAUUGUCGAAGGGCUCUCGACAUAGAUACUAAUCAAGUGAAGGGUCAUUUUUUCUUGGGGCAGGCAUUGGUUGAACUGGAAUGUUAUGAUGAGGCUAUUAAACAUUUACAUAGAGCAAAUGAUCUUGCUCGUGAACAAAAACUCAAUUUUGGAGAUGACAUUGCAGCACAGAUACGCAUUGCUCGAAAGAAAAGAUGGAAUGUUCAAGAGGAAAAGCGAAUAUCUCAGGAAAUUGAAUUGCAGACCUAUUUAAAUAGGUUAAUAAAUGAAGAUAUGCAGAGAAGAAUAGAAUCGAUAAAGUUAGAGAAUAUUAAUGAAGAUGACACCGGAAGCAAGGUGGCGAAGAUUGAAGAAGAAUGUAAUAACUAUGGCAGCGAGCUCAAUAACCUGUUUUCAAAAAUGGACGAUCGAAGGAGGAAACGUGAUGUGCCAGACUACCUAUGCGGUAAGAUCAGCUUUGAAAUUCUCAACGAACCGGUCAUAACCCCCAGCGGUAUAACAUAUGAGAAAAAGGACAUCGAAGAACAUCUAGAGCGGGUUGGACAUUUCGAUCCAGUUACUCGCGUGAAGUUGACAGCAGAUCAGCUCAUACCAAACUUCACUAUGAAGGAGGUAGUUGAUGCGUUUCUACAGGAGAACGAGUGGGCUCUCGAUUAUUAGUCAUUUUUAAUAUCGAUUUAGCUACCAUUACUCUUACGUCACUAGUGAAAAGGUAAUAAACACGCGAAUUGUCAAACGGUGUCUGUCUAAUAAUUAAAUUAAAAAAUAGUCACAAGUUCCUAAACUAUCACAAAUUACUUUUUCAUUAAGUCUAAUAGAACCAAAACCUAUGAGAAAAAUCCCUUUUAUUCUGCCAAUAACUUCUAAAUAUAUAUACAAUAACACAAAAAUUUGGUUUCCUCAUAAUUUCGUUUUCCUUAAAUAUAGUCAAAAAAGGUUUUAUUCCGCCUAUCUUACAUUGACGAUAUACUCUGCGGAUUGUGGACAUUUAUUACAGGUUUUGCUACAUCUACUGUACACAAAAUUUUUCUGCUAGAGAAGUCUUCGAAACUUUUUUAUACGAUCAUUUUUAAAAAAUUCUUCUCAAAUUUAUAAUAAGAAUAGUCAUCUCUAUUCAUAGACAUUGGCAUAGUGUGAAAUAUAAACCAUACUCUGUGCCCAUAAUAAGAUUGGCUCAGUAACAGCUUGUUAAUGUCCCACUGCUGGGCUACGGCUUCCUCUCCCUUUUGAGGAGGUUUGGAGCUUAUUCCACCACUGUUGCUGCUUCAAUGCGAGUUGGUAGAAUACACAUGUGGCAUAAUUUCAAUGAAAUUAGACACAUGCCGGUUUCCUCACGAUGUUUUCCUUCACCGUCAAGCACGAGAUGAAUUAUAAACACAAAUUAAGCACAUGAAAAUUCAGUGGUGCUUGCCCGGGUUUGAACCCACGAUUAUCGGCUUAGUCAUAUUUAUUAUAGGAACUGAUUUGUAUAUCUUCAUUUUGUUUGAAAAAACUAACGGCUUUAUCUAUAAAUGUUGUUAGUUAAACAAUGCCUUUUCUUCUUUUUUCAAAUAUGAAAUCAAUAAUGACAGAAAGAGAGAAGCAAUGUUCAAAUGGCGUGUAAGGCCGUUAAUAAAACCUUAUUUGAAUAGAAUUGAGAAAUGAACAAAAACGAUAUUGAGUUUAAAAUAUGAAUAUCUUUAUUAUUAUUUAACCGUAGUUGCCAAAGCUCGUAGUGUUAUUUUUUGUUUAAGUAAUUUUUCUACUUACAAAAUGACAUUUAUCAACAAAAUGGCGAUAUAAAUGGCGUUUUUAUCGUUAGCUGGUGACGUAAUUUUCAUAGCUUGUCAUUAUGUGCUCUAUCUAAUAAACAUUGAACACUUGAAGUGUUUGAUUCAUAAAAAUUAAGCUAGUUAUCAUUUGGUUAUGUUUAUAUUUAUUUAAAUACGUAUCGUAGAUUUAGGUGUUUAGUAGUUAUGUUAGUUAAUAUUUUUUAUACGAGAAAAAAUUGUACAUACUUCGUAUUCCACCCGCUAAGUGAUGAUAUAUCUGUUUGUGUAUAAAAAUAUGUUGCCAUAGUCAAAUAAUUAAAGCGCGAGUAACUUGGUGCGUAAUUCGCGCAAUCUAAAUCGGCCGACCGGCUUAAGGCUCUCCGGGACAUUCACGCAUGUGAAACGGUAAAAAUAAUGAUAACCUAGUUGAUUACCAUUUAGGUAAUUGUGAAUGCGAAAUGUGUAAUCGUAUGAUUAAUGUUCCCCCCUAUUGCUCGGCGAGACCGGCAGUUAGGCGGCUAGACUGCCGAGAUCAGAUACCAAGUCAAAAUUCAUUUUGCGUGAUAACCGUUUCAUUUUUAAAACAACGCGUAUAGCCAGCCUUUUUUUAUCGUUGGAAAAACACCUUACGCGUUUCCCCCACGGGAACAGUGGGGGGGUAUGUGGGGCUCGUCGGUGUCCAAGGCUCGACGAAAGUCUUAACGAGGAGCGCCACGGGAUCUCUUUCGCAUGCUACCGUGAACGUAUAGCCAGCCUAUUCCAAUUGAAUUCUUCUUCUUCUUUGUUGUUCAAACCCUCUUCCCAGUUCAGCUGGGGUCGGUUCUCCUUGUACAUCUGCGCCAGAGAGCUCUGUUGUGGGUUGUCUGUGUUCGUGUGUCUGACCACCAGGUUGCGGGCGGUCGCCCUCUUCCCCGCGGUCGGUCCGUGAUAUGGCCGUACCAGAGCAGUCGACAUUCCUUCAAUUUUUCCACAAUUGGUGUUACCUUGAAUGAUCCCCUGACAUACUUUGUCCAGCCGGGUGAUUCCUCCCGCCCAUCUAAGCAUUUUCAUCUCGGUUGUAUGCAGUUGUUGUUCGUGUGUCUUUUUGAUGGUCCAACACUCUGCCCCAUUGAUCUUGGAUGGGCGUAUUACUGUUUUGUACACUUUUCCCUUUACACGAAUGGACAUUCUAUGGUCACAGAGAACACCCGAAAGCGAUUUCCAUUUUAUCCAGGCGGUUUUAAUGCGGUGGUCCACGUCCUUAUCGAUAUUUGCAUCAGUAGUAAGCACAGAACCAAGAUACUUGAAGUUGUCUACUUUGGGUAGUGCGCGGUUGUCUAUGUAAAUAUUACAUCCCGUCUCUUCUGUCCCUCCAUAGUCACACUCAAAAUAUUCGGUCUUACUUCGACUAAUACGUAGUCCAUGGUUAUCUAUUUGUGUCACCCACCGGUUAAGUGUUUCCUGUAGGUUUUGUUCAUUUUUCGCCACUAGGACUAUAUCAUCUGCGUAAAGAAGCUCUGGUGCUGGCUUUUGUAUGCCUCGCGUGAUGUAGUCCAUGCACAGGUUGAAUAGCAAUGGGCUCAAGGCAGAUCCCUGAUGUACUCCUACAUUUACGUGGAAGGGCUCGCCAAGACCCGCUGGACUUUUGACGCGCGUUUUGGUGUUUAUGUACAUAUCUUGUAUUAGUAUCACAUAAUAUUCCGGGAUGUUUUGAGUUCUCAUAGCCUGCCAAACUAGAUUUCUGGGUACCCUAUCGAAAGCCUUUUCUAGGUCGAUGAACAGGAGACAGAUUUUCUUUGUUUGAACGAUGUUUCUCCAUCACAACUCUAAUUAACUGAAUGGCAUCGAUGGUAGAUUUGCCAGGCGUGAAGCCGUAUUGGUUCUCAGUUAUACGGGUACAGUCAUUUAUGCGUGCGGCGAUGAUUGUUUCAAACAGUUUCAGUGUGUGUGAUGUGAGUUUUAGUCCCCUGUAGUUUCCGCAAUUCGCAAUGUCCCCUUUUUGUUUAUAUAUUUAUGAUAGAAUGCUGUUACGCCAGGAUUCAGGGAUCUUGCCAUCUUUAAUAAUAGCGUUAAAAAGCUUGGUGAGCCAGGGUGUUGCAGAUUUUUUCAGCUUCUUCCAGAGAUCUGGAAGAAGCUGGUAUCUAGUCGGGACCAGUGGUUUUAUGGUAUUUCAUUUUUGAUAUGGCCUUGCUCACCUCCUCUAAUAUAGAUUUGAUAGGCCCUUCAACAGGCGGCAUAUGUGGCAUUUUUUGACUCGAAAACUCCUCGUUCAUUAGUUGUUCGUAGUAUUCCUUCCAUCUUAUAUUUAUAUCCUUGUUCGCCGUUAGUAAAACACCCUGGGAAUUUUUGAUGUAUUUGUUACAUUUAAUAUCGAGAGUAGACCUAUGGCGUUGUCGGGCUAUUUUGUAGAUAGAGUUCUCAUCCUCGGCUUUUUCCAAUCUAUCAUAAAAAUCUUCUCUAGAUUUUGCCAUGGAUUGUGCUACAGCAGAUUUAGCUAUCUUUUUAAGAUUCUUAUACAGUAGGUGGUCUUCUUCCAAACCCGAUUUCUGCUAUGCUUUAAAUACCUCUCUCUUUGACUUUAUUAUGUGUUGUGCAGUUUAAUUCCACCAGGACGUUGCUUUACUUACGCGCAGUGCUCCACGUGAAAUACCCAGGAUCGCUUUUGCCCUUUCCAAACAUAGUCUUUCGAAAUCAGACCACAUCUGGUUAGCUGAUUUGUCGGUCUCAAUGUCUUCUUUCAUAUAGGCGUGGGCCCAUUCUAGAAGCGGUGAGCCCUUGACGGAGUGCAGUUCUUUCCACUUAAUACUGUCUGUUCUGCCGAUGUGUGUUGUUAUAGGUUUGGGUAGUUUCAUGACUGAGACGAGAAGCCUAUGUUGUGAGGCAAGCCCAUUGCCGGGAAUCACUUUACAGUCCUUAUAAAGUUUAAAGAUGUUGUUGCUGGCGAGGAUAUAAUGUAUUUGUGAGUUAUAUUCAGAGCAUUUGUAGGUGAUAAGGUGUUCCGGUUUUUUUUUUUUGGAAAUAUGUAUUAAUUAUUUAUAGGAAGUGCCUGGAUGCGAAAUUAAGAAUUCUUAUUUCUUGUUAUCAAAUCCAUAGCCUCCAUGGAUGUCGCUAUAAAGGUCGUUCUUUUCUCCUACAUAUCCAUUCAGGUCUCCUCCUAUGUGGGCAUGUUCUGUUAAAGAAAUAUUUUGCAUAAUUUCGUCAAAGUCCUCCCAGAAAUCUUGCUUUUAUUGUUCAGAAUAUCCCGUUUGUGGUGCAUACGCAGAGAUUAAGUUCAAAGGCGGUUGGCCGUCCAUUGCUAGUUUUAUGCUAAUGAGUCUGUCAUUCUUCCUAUCCACGUUGAUUAUUCUCGUUUUUAGGUUUUCAUCCAAUACGAUACCUACUCCGUUUCUUUUGGUAUCAGUACCAUGGUAUACAAGCUGGCCAUUUCCGAUAUCCCUGGAUUUUGACCCUUUCCAUUUCGUUUCUUGGACGCAGCAGGCGUUUAUUUGUCUUGAUUUUAGAAUUUCGCUUAGUUCUGUGCUGCGUCCCGCCAUUGUGCCGAGGUUCCACGAUGCAAGUCUGAGAUUGUCAAAGACUUUUGGAUGCGAACGUUGGUUCUUGUCUUUAGCGUCGCUUGUGGGGAACGCCCUAGCAUGUAUCGCAUUCUUCGCAUCUACGUCGCUUGAGGGGGACGCCAAGCAUUUAACGUUCUCAUCUUUAGUUUUGCUGUCAUACAAGGAGUUUGAGUUUUUGGCUAAAGUUCCUAGCCUAUUCCAAUUGAAUAUGAAAGGAAAAGAAAAAAUAUUGCUAUCAUGCAGUACAAACGGUCCAUGAUUAAUAUAAUAUCUUUAUUUACAUAUAUCAACUUUAAUUUUACUUCCAAAGUCCCAUUGACAACUUCACCAACAUUCAAAAUGAAAUCUUUGUGCGAAUCCAUAAUGCGUAUCAUAGAUCAUAUUCAAUACCUCGAGCAAUGAUAUCGCCUCAUUUCAAUCUCAGUUGUUUAUUUAUAUUUAAUCCUCAUGCGUUUGCAAUAGGCUAUAGAAACUUUGAAAUAUUUACACACAAAGAAAAUACUAUUAAUGAUAUAUUAAAUUUUACAUGUACAAAGGCGUACUUAUUCCAAAAAAUGGUAAUGAUUUUGCAAUCCAAACUCAUCGCGUCCAAUGACGUUUUCUUCAAUUUGUUUCAUAUUAAAUGUUCUGUGAUAUAAUAUAUGCGGGUGGAUUAAUAAUUGAACAUUGACAGAGCGUUCAUAGACUUGUCUACACAAAUGCUAUAUUCGUGAAACAUUUGAAUAUAAACCUUAUUAAUUUACCUAUUGAGUACAAUUUCUAUUGUCCUUAUAAUGUUAUGUUAGGUAUAUGUUAUUGUUGUAAUAAAUGUCGUUCUCUAGUUAUAAAUUGUCGUCCUAAUUUAUAUAUAUCUAAAUAAAAUCUUAUUUUUCUGUUAAAAAAAAUCUUAGUUACUCGUAACUGCUGAGUAUGUAUGUAAAAUCUAUUUCAUGUAAGUAUCAGUAUAUCUAAAAUAGUAUUUAGUUUUAUUAAUUCAAAUAUCAUUUUGAUGUAUAUCAAAUUCCAAUUUUAUUUUAUAUCAUUUAGUAAUAAAAUUUUUAAUAAUUAAUUAUUUUUGGUUACAAAAUCGGGUCAAAAUCUCAUUCAAAGUAUAUAUGAUAUUGUUGACUCUUUUUUUAUGGUUAUGUACCUUAUUUUUUUUUGUCUUUGUUUCUUUUUGGUGAAUAAAGUCAUUUAUUAUUAUUAUAAUGCAGACUUUUAUAUAUAACAAUGAAGAAGACUUAGAAUACGUUGCGAUCUUCUGUACAUAACAUAAUUUUCAGCAUAUAACAUUUUAUAACGAUUUUUUUUAAAUAUAAUAAAAUCGAUAAAAAAAAAUAUUAGAUAAAGGUUUUUUUUUACGACUAAUCAAUGUUUCGUAGUUAACUUUGAAUAAUUAUUUUCUGAUUAUUAAUUCAUUGAAUAUAUCGUAUUUUUCAGUCAAUAAUUUAUAAUAUUUGUUCCCUUGACUUUCCGUCGACGCAUAUUGUACAUAAACCUGUAAGACUCCCAAUAAAAUUAUUUUUAAACAGAUUUAUCUUUCACUUUUGUUUUAUUGUUUAUACAUUUAAUUUUCCGAAUAGUGAGAAAUAUUCUCUAAGAUAAUAAAAAUAAUGAUUAAAAAUGAAUGUUUGUUUGUUUGUUCUGUAUGCGUUCCUAAACUAUUCUUCAGAUUGUGAUGAAACUCUGGUGUCGUGUUCUGCGUAAGCUAGCGAAGGCACUGGCCCAAAAAAAAGAACGAGAAUUUGUCUAUUUGUAUGUUUGUCUUUCAAUAUUAACAUUUCAUGUAAUUAAAAAUAUUCAAUUUCAUGAAUGUCGCUCAUUUUGUAGUUAGAGAUAUACGCCAUUACUUAUAAACGUUGCUUAGCGACUGUAUUGCGUAACACUGAUUUAUCUCUUUCUGUCAUUAUUGAUUUGAAAUUCGAAUGAAAAAGACAGCAUUCUUUAACUAAUCACCCGCUAAGCUACUUUUAUAAGUAAGUCCGGUAAUGUUUGUAAAUAGAAGUUAGUACAGAGAUAAUGUUCUAAAAUUAUAAUGACUUGUAGUGAAUUCCUAUUUCAAUAAGUUCUGUGUAAUUUUACACGUAAAAUAUAAGAAGCUGCAAUUAUUUUGUUUUUCGAUUACAAGAUUAUUUUUCCGAAGUAUAAUUAAUAAUAUUAAUUGUGAUUUAAAAAAUAUAUAAUACUUUAUUUUUAAUCAGCAGAUAUAUAUGUACCUAAAAAAACAGAAUAUCUAUUAUAAAUACUAUAAUAAUAUAUAAUAAUAUGAGUUAUUUAUCAACUUCAUAAUUUUCUUCCAUAGAAUGUUCAAAUAGGAUAUUGUGAUUUUUUAAUAGAUCCGAAAUAGGCAAGAGUUUGUCCCAUUUGUCCCAAAAUGUAUUUAUAAAUGGCUACACGACCACCAUAGACAUAUUAUUGCUAAAAAAAUAACCACUUUAAUUGAUACAAAUAACGCCGAUUGCAUGUUAGCAAAAUUGUAUUGUAUUUUUUUAAUUAAGUUUAUAAAUUAUAACUAAUUUUCUUUUUUUAUAUAAUAUAUGUCGUGUAAACAAACAUUUACAUAAAUUCUUGUUUUUAUUUCUUUAUUAUUAUGUAUGUAAAUUAGGAUGUAUUGUUAUAUUUUACUUAUUAUAUUGUAAAUAUGUUGUUUUUUAAUAUCAUUUAUCAUAAUUUCGGUUAACUAAAGAUUAACAAAUAGCCUUAAGAAAUUAUUAAGCCUUUGUUAAUCUAUAGUUAAUGGUUUGGCUCUAUAAUUUUGUUGAUCAAUACAAAAAAUAUAAAAGGAUGAAGAAAUAUCCUUAAGAAAAAAAAAGUCAAAAUGUAACUUAUUCAAAUAGUUCUACUAUUGAUUAUAAACACUUUUGAAUUGUCAUAACAUGAAUUCAAUGCUUCUAUCGGUUUUCGAAUUUAGAAUCUAUCAAAAAUAUAAAAAUCUAGCCGGUUACUAGAAUUUAUGUGUUGCUAGACAAAAGUGUAAUUUCUUGUAUGUUUCAACAAUGUUCUCAUUAAAUGUAAUAUGGUCGUGACUAUGAAUGUAUAACUUUAAGUAAAUUUUAUUUUA